Blepharisma stoltei is the source of this 2404-nucleotide messenger RNA. The record is from the annotation of a GenBank genome assembly. Lineage: Eukaryota; Ciliophora; Heterotrichea; Heterotrichida; Blepharismidae.
AUGGAAAAGGUAAAAGAAGAAAAAAGCCCUUUAGAUCUAUCUAGCGAUCAAAGCUACAGUGAUAAAUCAGAAAACACCAAAGAGACUUAUGUGUCUCCACACAUACUAUCGCCAACUUUAAAUAAAUCAGUUGAAGAAUUUUUUAAACAAUCAGGAGAAAUCCAAAGCGAAAUAAGGAAGCUUACAGGCCUUUUUCACCAGAUUUCUCCUAAAAGAAAAGAAGAAGCAUCUUCUAAGGGAUAAAACUGUUCUCAGAAUCAUAAAAUUAAUUACAUUUUUUGGUAAUUUUUUAUUUUCCAUAAAAAUUACAAAAGUGAGUACCUAACUAAAAUAUAGAGAAAUAUUUAACUCCUAUUCCUUUAUGAGUGGUGAAACAUUUUUCCCCACCCAAUAGAGAGUUAAUUUUUGUUUGCAUAAAGAUUAUAUGCAUGAGAAAAAUUGUUACUGGUCGAUCCAAUCAAUAUCUAUUUUUCUAAAAAUGAGGAAUUUUGAAGGGAAAAAUUAUGGCGCUUGAUAGCAAUCAGGAAUAUUUCUGUGUGCAUAAUUUUUUAUGCGAGAAAAUAACUUCUCAAACUUAAAAAAUUUGAAAAAAAAUCGUAAAGAUGCCUAGAAUUGACUAAAAUCUCAUUAUAAUAAUUUACAUAACAAAAUACUUCAUAAAAAUUAUACUAGCCUAAAGAAAUAUUAAUUUUACAAAAAACAAGAUUUUUCCGUGAAUUUGUCACUUAUCAGAAGUAAGAGAAUGCAUGAACCGAUCUUCUAAAAUAGCAUUUUCUAAUGCUGGAAAAGAAUGGUCACGUGAAGAAAAUGAGAUAUCACCUAAUAUAAGUGUGCCGAAUGAAGAAUUCCAUGAGGAGGAAGAAAGAGAAAUUGAAGAUCAGCAGGAUUACUGAAAAGACAUCAAUGAAUUGCUAGAAAAAUAUGGGUUUAAUCCUGUUAUUUUAUAUCAAGAAAUUGAUAAUGAAGUACCAGAUUGAAAUUCACUUUCUGAUGCCCUUGUAGACGUAUUAACAGGCUAUGCUCACCAAGUAACCAGUCUAGGAGAAGCAGAAAAUAAUAUAUACAAAUUGACAAGAGAAAACAAAGAAUUAAAAACUCAAUUAGAAAGCAACGAAGAAGAGCUAAAUAAAUGAAAAGAACAGGGAAAAGAAUACAAUAACGCAAUCAAAAGGAAUGCCGAGCUUGAAGAUUAUAAUAGAAUGCUCAAAAAUAGACUUGAAAAAACCAAUGAAAUCAGUGACUUAGAAAAAGAAAACAAAGAGCUAAAAAUAGAGAUGGAAAGAAAAGAUGAAGAGUUAAAAAGAUUAAAAGAAAAACUUAAAGAGUACGAAAACACGACCAAAAGAAAUGUAGAACUUGAAGAAUAUAACAGAACUCUCAAAAAGAAGCUAAAAAAGGCCAAUGAAGUUGGCAAUGACAAGGAUAUAGCGAUUCUUAAUAUAAAGAGGAUGCUAAACACAGACAAAGUAAAACUCUUUGAAGAAACACAAAAGGAAGUAAAAAUGCUGGCUCCCCCUUCCCUAAGCGAACAAAACCAUUGGGAAAAUCCCUAUUUUUGCCCAAAAACCCACCCUCCAUGAAUGAACAAAAAAUUUUUUAUUAUAGUUAGUGACACUGACUAUAAAAAAAAAUUUGAUAUAUAAGUGAUAAUUAGUAUAAUGGAAUCUGUUGCAAAUCUUGUUUAAUUUUAAAAAAAAUUGCAUAUUAAAACGUAAAUUUUACAAAUUAAAUAAAUAUUUGCUUUCCAAUUUCUGCUAAUUUUAUAUAUAAAUUUUUAAAAAAAUUAAUCCCCUUCAUUAGCGAACAAAAUUUUUUUGUUCGCUCAUGGAGGUUGGGAGUGAGAGAAAGAGUGAAAUGUUUAGAAGAACAAGCGAAUUCUGAAUAUAAUGAAAAAGUUAAAGUUUUGAAUUUAAUAAUGAAUGCGCUUUCAUUGAAUUCUUUUAGCGAAAUUCCAUCAUCAAUCUUCAAAAUGCAGCAAGUUGUUUUGUCACUUCCGAGGAUAGAAGAACUGAUAGAAUCUAUAUUAAAUGAGUUAUUUCCUGAUGAAUAUAAGGUAGGAGAAGAAAUUUACGCAAAUGUGCUACCGGCAAUAAAACAUUUGAAGCAAAGAACUUUUGAAUUGACUGAGUUUAAAAAGAAAAUUUUAGAAAUUUUUAGAAGCAGUGAUGAUAUUGAUCUUUUUGAAAAGGCAAAUGCAUUGAGACAUUUUUGUAAAUUAUUUUCAAUAAAGCAAACAGAUCAAAUUACAGGGACGAUUGAUAAUGUUUUUGUGUUCGUACAUGAGAUGAAGAGAUUUUUAUCCGUAAUUGUAAUUUAGUUUGCAAGGCAAGCAUUAGGUAUGCCAAAUGACCAACCUAUUAGCUCUGUAUUAGAAGAAGUCACAAGAUACUUAGAAAAUAGCUAA